AUGAAGUGAGAAGAAACGUUCUUUUUUGAAUUUUUCUUUCUUUCAAUAUGAAAUAUAGAAAUUUACUUUGUACUAUCUUUUUAGAAACAGAAGGAGGGUGACCUGAAAAAAAGCCACCGAAUUUUCGAACGGCGACUUUUCCGAUUUUUUGUAUCGCUAGGGAUCUUUCCGACUUUUUUUCCUUGUAUUUUUCGAUUUAUAAAACAUCCAGUAACCUUUUUUUUCCACUUUCUUUGUGUUUUAAUCAUGAACCAACUACCUAGUUCAUAUAGGAAGAUUCAAAACGACGAGUUUAUCGAGAAAAAAAAAGUCAGAAAAGGAAUAGUAGGAAGUUCUCCGUUCCUUCGCGAUAUGAAAAAAUCAAAAAAGUCGCCGUUCGAAAAUUCGCUGGCUUUUUUUUCAUACCACUGAAGUAGCGUUAAGCCUUUAUAGAUUAAUUGAAGCUACUUUGAUUGAAAAAUUUUUGUAAAUUGAAUCCCUUGUGAACUUUCGAGUAAAGUUCCUAGUGCGAUUGACUAAAUACUGGGCAAACCAAAAAAUUCUUGAAGUGAAAAUUUUGCAUUUUUUACUUCUCAGAGAAUUUUUUUCGCGAAAAACUGGCUGCAAACUUGCAAAAAGCUAUAGAUCCUUCGAAAAUUUUUAUAACCUUCCUAGUUUUUGAAGUCGAUAAUUUUAAUAGUUUCGAGAAUUUUCUUCAAAUAUUUAACAAAAUCUAAGCUUCAAAUUUUCCCCAUAUUUUUAAAGCCAUGACUAAAAAAUUCCUUCAAUUGCUCAGAAAAAAAAUAUUUUCAAAAAUAUCACUUCUAGAAGCCGAUUCCAUUUCAACGGGCUACAGUUACUACGUAAAUGACGGAAUUUUCGGCUCUUUCAAUUGCAAAAUCUUCGACCACAUUGACCCCAUCGGAGAGCCUCUUCAUGUGAAUUCAAGUCUUCUUUUCUUAGGUAAAAUUAAAAAGUUUCCAGGAAACUACAGGGCCAGAAUUCCCGACAACGAUCUGGGGUCCAACCUGCGACAGUAUCGACAAAAUCGAGGUAUUUUAUUCCAGUUGCGGAUUUUUUAGCCUCUUUUUUCUUUAUCUUCUUCUUUCAACUGGAAUAAAAUGAUUUCUAUAGACUCAACUGUCAAACAGAAGAAGAUUUUUGAGAGUUGAAUGUCUCUUAAUUUUUGAAAAAAAUAAAAGCUCAGUUCAAAAAGGCCUAUUUUACCGAUUCUGAUUAUUUUUUUAUGACUUUGAAAAAAAUAAAAAAAUGUGCAGGGCUGAACCUUUCAGAAUCACUUCACGGUACAUGAAAAAAAGAAAAAUUAUUCUGGCCAUUUUUUUCAGGAAUUUUUUUCUGGAAAAAAAUAGAACCUUGUAAGUGAAAUUUCCUUCGUUGUAAUAAAAAAAUUCUUGAUAAUAACUUAAAAAAAUUAUAUAUCAAUUCAACUUUCAGACACGAAAACUGAUGCCUCGAUUAAAAAAAUGGGGACUGGAUUUACUACGAUACGAUGGGCGCCUACACCGCAUCUGCAGCAUCGACUUUCAAUGGAUUUUCGAAGCCGCCGACUUUCCAUUUCAUGAGCCAAAAAAAAUGUUGUGA
Molecule: messenger RNA, 1581 nt
Organism: Caenorhabditis auriculariae
Lineage: Eukaryota; Metazoa; Nematoda; Chromadorea; Rhabditida; Rhabditidae
Source: the annotation of a GenBank genome assembly